Molecule: messenger RNA, 867 nt
Organism: Talaromyces rugulosus
Lineage: Eukaryota; Fungi; Ascomycota; Eurotiomycetes; Eurotiales; Trichocomaceae
Exons: 3
Coding region: 1-867 (288 amino acids)
Cellular component (GO): membrane
Source: RefSeq, a predicted model, not a curated record
AUGGCCGAACAGGGCGUCAUUGACUUCAAGCUGUAUAGAUAUACACCCAACAGCGCCGCGGCAGGGCUAUUCGUGGCCCUCUUCCUCCUCACGACAAUAUACCAUGUCUAUCAGGUGUGGCGCGGACGAGCAUGGUACUUUAUGGCCUUUGUGAUCGGAGGAAUAUUCCAAAUCAUUGGCUAUGUCUGCCGCAUCCUCGCCCACAAUAAUAAAGAUUCGGUUCCAAUCUACAGCAUACAGACCAUCCUUAUCCUACUUGCUCCACCGCUCUAUGCCGCCUCGAUCUACAUGGUAUUGGGCCGACUCAUCGUCUUUCUACACGCCGAGAGGCUCAGUGUGGUUUCUGUGCGGUGGAUGACCAAGAUCUUCGUGAUCGGAGAUGUGAUUGGAUUCGUCGCGCAGGCUGCAGGCGGCGGUAUCAUGGCAUCUGGUACGAUAGAAAACUACAAACUUGGCGAAGACGUCACCGUCGGCGGCCUCGCAGUUCAACUAGCAUUCUUCAGCGUCUUCAUAGUAACCUGCGUGAUAUUCCACUGCCGCAUCCGGCAGAGUCCUACACACGAGGUGACCGUUCUAUCGGCACGUCUGCGUGAACAGAAGAGACGAGGGUGGGAAACUGUCCUUGUGGGACUCUAUGCUGCGAGUGUUCUGAUUCUUGUGCGGUCAAUCUUCCGGAUUAUCGAGUAUGUGCAGGGAAAUAAUGGGUUUUUGAUUAGCCAUGAGGUGUUCAUGUAUGUCUUUGACUCGGCACUGAUGUUUAUCACUAUGUUUGUUAUGAACGUGUGCCAUCCUUCUAUGAUCCUGGUUGGGUCGCAGAAGGAGAGAGAUGCGGAGCUGAGGGCGUUCGAGUCUGAUGAUCAGUCCUAG